AUAAAACGCUUUUUUCCGGUAUAAUUCCGUGGGGCGGAGAAAAGAAAAGAAAAGAUGUUGAGCAGAAAACCCAGCAAGAUCCAAGUAAAGCUCGAAGACAAAGAGGAAAUCGAGGAAGCUCGUAAACGCGCCGCUGCUGCAGCUGCCACCACUACCACCGGAGCCUCCUCACUUCUCCACCACUUUGACCGAUCAUCCAAAGAUCCCUCAUCCAAAAACUCUCGCAUUGGCUUGUCCUCCUAGCCACAGAUUGCUAAUCUCCUCUUUUUCCUCAAACUUUUACUCCUCAGAUGAGUCGAAUAAUUGGUAAAUAUAUGGAGUGAGUCAAGCAGCUAUACACGGCUCUAGCUUCGUUAUGGGGACAAUUCUCUGGUUGAGUUUUAGCUUGCCUUAUCGAGAUUGUUUCACGAGAAAAGUUCAGUAUGGCAUCAUUUGCAGUGUAAACAUGGUUCGUGGUCACAGACAUUUCUCAUUCACUUGAGUUUGAUGCAGAAAAACUAUGUAACAUGAAAGCUUAUGCGACAAAUAAACAUCUGCUAGCAAGUGCACUUGAGCAAGUAUGUACGGGAGUUGUUUUAGAUGUGGUAUAAGCAAGUCCGAAAGGACUUUAUACUGAUACAUGGUUUUUGAUCAAUUGCUUUGUGUUUUUUUGUUUCUCAUCCCUGUUGGUGGUUUCAUAUUUCCAUUGUUUUGGUAUUUGCAGAACUUAACAAUUCCCUAUAAACUGAAAGAUAAAGACUGAAAUAUGUUGUAAUAUAAGAGAGUAUUUAGAAUUUAUAUUUCCAUACAAAUAUACAGUCUAGGGCUUGUACUACAAGACCAUCUGAAAAUUCUAUGACACCACUCAUUUUUGUACCAAUUCCUUGCGACACCAAAAUGGUGUCAUUUUCACACUAAAAUCAGUCAUUUUGUUUAAAAAUUACUAAAUCCAACAAGUUAACUCUAAUCCAUGUGAUCAUAUCUUAUAAGAAAACAAAACUUUUGGAUAUAAAAUGUUAUGCUUUUCUCUAUUAAAUAAUUUAUAUCAAUAUUAUUUAAUGUACAUGCAUACAGACCCGCAACAAUUGGCAACAGCUCACAAUUUUUUAUUUUUUUUUUCACAAUUUCACACAGGCACGGUGGAAAUUUUACACAGGCGCAUAAAAAUUAAAAAUGGUGCCGGUCACGUACGUGGCACACUGCUGUAACUACUAUGCAGUAUCAACCCGCCAUAAUCUGCCACGAGUGCUCCCAUUUCAAUUUUUUAGAAUUUUUCUUCCCGCGAAGUAUCCGCGGUUUUCAUAAAAAUAAGUGAUAGCCGGUUUCAAAUCCUAUAUAAGAUAAUUAAAUCCCCUUAAACUCUGUUUGCCGAUUUAAACACCCAAAUACGCCCUUACUCCAUACGAAUAAGCUCUCUUAUACUGUAACAGCAAAGAUCAAUGGCGGAUUCAUCGCGAAGAAGAAAUGGACCUGUUCAUCGAUCUCACUCUCCUUCUAGAGCCUUCUGCUCGUCUUCCCCGCCGCGCGUCAGUCUCUACGCCUCAUCGAAUACAUCGUCGCCGUCGAUCAGUUUCUCGAUCGACCGUCCGAAUUCUCCGAGCCGUUCGAUCAGUGUAACGAGUCGUAACCAGAUUCUGAAGAAACCGAGUUCUAAUCAAUUGAGGAACCAGAAGAGAACAUGUAUGUGUUCUCCGACGAAUCAUCCCGGCUCAUUCAGGUGCAGUUUACACCGAAAUAUGUCUAAUCAAACGGCGUCGUAUCCGUCGAAUAGAUUGAAUGCUCGGAGAUCGGCGAUGACGAACUCGCUGGUGCGAAUCGGUACUGUUGAAGGAGAUUUGAUGAAACGAGCUUUAUCGGCGUUGAUUCGACCUUCGUCUCAUCACCAGAAGCGACGAGGCUCGUUCGAGUCGAGGCCGAGUCGGCUCUCAAUUAUGUCGAAAGCAGAAGAUUAAACGAAUUGCAAUUUUUUUCAUUUUUUUGAAACAACUGUAAAUUUGUUUUAGUAUGUGAGAUUUGGGCCAUGUUGAUGACGCCAAAUAACGAUCAUUACUUAAUCGGAAUGGUAGAGUAACUUAUUUUAUUUUA
Daucus carota subsp. sativus is the source of this 2064-nucleotide messenger RNA. RefSeq lists its product as uncharacterized. The coding region runs from base 1419 to 1931 and encodes 170 amino acids. The record is from RefSeq and is a predicted model, not a curated record. The transcript is spliced from 3 exons. NCBI's taxonomy places the organism in Eukaryota, Viridiplantae, Streptophyta, Magnoliopsida, Apiales, Apiaceae.